AUGGAGGAAAAGCACGCAGCAGCCUUGGAAUCCGCGCAUACCGAAUCCAACGGUGUCUCUCACGGGGCCGACCACGGCUGGCAAAAGGUGACCUACGCUAAGAAACAGAGGAAGAAGACCAACAAUAGCGCCAAUGGAUCCGAUACUCGAGCCAAUUCCAACAAACUCGUUCCAAACGGAACCUUGUCCAGCUCCGAUGGCGUUUUCCGGUCGCUGGAGCUGCAAUCGGAGGACCGCCGCCGGAAAAUUCUGGAGGCGCGGAAGGCGGCCGAUGCCGCAUACGAUGAUGAUGACGGGCCGGUCAGAUCGAAGCAGCGGCCUCGCAACGACGAUGACGAGGAGGAGGAGAAUGUGGAGCAUUCAGCUGAGAAUGGGAAGGUGGAAGAGAAGAAGGUAAAGCAGAAGAAGCCGAAGAAGCCUAAGGUGACGUUGGCAGAGGCGGCGGCAAAGAUCGACGCCGCUGAUCUGGGCGCUUUCCUCGUUGAUAUAUCGGCAUCGUUCGAGAAACAACAGGACAUAUUGAUGAUGCGGUUCGCUGAUUAUUUUGGACGUGCUUUUUCUGCCGUGACCGCAUCUCAGUUUCCCUGGGUGAAAUUGUUUAAGGAGUCAACUGUGGCUAAGGUCACUGAUAUGCCACUUUCUCACAUAUCUGAUGCUGUAUAUAAAACAUCAAUUGACUGGAUUAACCAACGAUCCCCUGAGGCACUUAGUUCCUUUCUGCUUUGGUCUUUGGAUAGCAUUCUUGCUGACUUGAGUAGCCAGCAGACUGUGGCCAAGGGUUCCAAAAAGGCUGUGCAGCAAGUUGCUUCAAAAUCUCAGGUUGCCAUGUUUGUUGUUUUAGCAAUGGUAUUGCGCCGGAAGCCUGAUGCUCUUAUUACCGUGUUGCCUACAUUGAGGGAGAAUACAAAGUAUCAAGGGCAAGAUAAGCUUCCAGUGAUUGUAUGGAUGAUAUCUCAGGCCUCUGUAGGAGAUCUCUCAGUAGGUUUGUAUGCUUGGUCACGAAAUCUCCUACCCAUAGUGAUUGGCAAAAGUGGUAACCCCCAAUCCAGGGAUUUGGUAUUGCAGCUGAUGGAAAAAAUUUUGUCUACCCCAAAAGCCCGGCCUGUUCUAGUAAAUAGUGCUGUGAGAAAAGGGGAACGAUUAAUUCCUCCUCCUGCAUUUGAAAUUUUGCUCCGGGUGACUUUCCCUCCAUCUUCAACUAGAGUAAAGGCUACUGAAAGAUUUGAGGCCAUAUAUGCCAUUCUGAAAGAGGUGGCUCUUGGAGGUUCUUCUGGAAGUAAAGCAAUGAAACAAGUUUCGCUGCAGAUAUUCAAUUUUGCUAUCAAAGCAGCUGGAGAAAACAAUCCCGAAUUAUCAAAAGAAGCAGCUGGUAUUUUAAUUUGGUGUUUGAGUCAAAACACCGAAUGCUACAAGCAAUGGGAAAAAGUCUAUCAGGACAACAUUGAAUCAAGUGUUUCAGCUCUGAAGAAGCUUUCUGAUGAUUGGAAGGAGCAAUCUACAAAAUUGUCACCUCAUGAGCCACUGAGGGAUACCUUAAAGAAUUUUAAGCAAAAGAAUGAGAAAGUAUUGGCUACCGAGACUGAUGCUGCUCGUCAUGCUCACUUCAAGGAUGCCGAUAAAUAUUGCAAGAUAAUCUUAGGAAAAGCUUCGCGAAGCCAUGGAUGCACUUCUUGUUUAACCUUUACAGCUCUUGGUUUGGCUGUGGGUGCUGCCAUUUUGUUGUCCCCCGGUAUGGAAUCUUUGGAUUUUAAGAAGAUCAACGAAGUUUUCAACAUUCAGUACUGA
This is a messenger RNA of Sphenostylis stenocarpa, 1785 nucleotides long. NCBI's taxonomy places the organism in Eukaryota, Viridiplantae, Streptophyta, Magnoliopsida, Fabales, Fabaceae. The record is from the annotation of a GenBank genome assembly.